CAUUCUGUUCUUUUCCUAAUGGUCCUGCAUGGUCUUCCUAAUUUUACAGUAAAACACUCCUUGAAGUAUUUCUUCACUGAAACCCCUGGAGCUCAGAGCAUCCCGGAGUAUGUGGUUGUUGCAUUUGUUGAUGAAGUUCCUAUAGGUGACUUCAACAGUGUAAGAGGAGCAGACCUAAAGAAAGACUGGAUUAAAUUCUUUGAGGAUCAUCCCCAGCACCUGGAGUGGUGUAUAUUACAAUCUGUGGAUAGACAUCACUUCUUGAAGGCUACCAUUGAGACUUUGAGGCAACAAUUAAACCAAACUGAAGGUGUUCAUAUUUUGCAAAAGUUGGAUGGCUGUGAAUGGGAUGAUGAGACUGGAGAGAUUAAUGGGUUUAAUCAGUAUGGUUAUGAUGGAGAAGAUUUUCUAGCAUUGGACCUGCAGACACUGACAUGGAUCACUGCAAAACCACAGGCUGCCAUCACCAAAAUGAAAUGGGAUGCUCAAAAAGUUCGAGUAGAAGAAAAUAAAAAGUUUUUUGGUGAUCAGUGCCCUGAGUUUUUAAAGGAGUAUUUGCGAUAUGGGAGGAGAUUUCUGCAGAAAACAAUUCUUCCCUCAGUGUCUCUCCUCCAGAAGACUCCCUUCUCUCCAAUCAGCUGCCACGCUACAGGUUUCUAUCCUGACAGAGGUUUGAUGUUCUGGAGGAAAGAUGGAGAGGAGCUUCAUGAAGGUGUAGAUCCCGGAGAGAUCCUCCCCAACAAUGAUGAGACCUUCCAGAUGAGUAUUGAUCUGAAACUUUCAUCAUUCACACCUGAAGACUGGGAGAGGUACGACUGUGUGUUUCAGCUCUCUGCUGUGAAAGAACACAUCGUAACCAAACUGGACAAAACAAUGAUCAGGACCAACUGGGAGAAGCCAGCUGACACUGUGACCUUCAUCAGUGCUGCAGUGGUUGUUCUAACUGUCACCAUCAUCACAGGUGUGGCAUUUGUAGCUUACAAAAAGAAGAAAGCUCCUGACGAUGGCUCUGAGCAGUCUGAGAGACUAAAUCCACAAAGUUGACUGUCCUGCAAAGAGUUCUUCACUUCAUUCUCUGUAUGACUUUCCUCCAGCUGCUUCAGUUUAUUCCAUAGUUUAAAGACAUGUUAAAAACACCAAUCAAUAAAUAAAGUACGGAUAAUGAUCACUGUGAACAGGCUGCUAUACUUGCUGUAAAUUGGUGCAUGGUCAUAUAUUUGUAUUUAGCUGCUGUGUGUACGUGUUUGCUAAAAAGCAAAAGUAAAUGUUUCAACUUUAUUGAUUGUUAUGCAUCUGACAAUGACAGUUUGUUAGACCUGAAGUGUGUUAUUUCACUGAGAUGUUGGCAGUGUACAAAGCAUGUCGUAUUUUCCAAAUAACACCAAAACAUUUGAAGGAUGACAGCAACAGACCGUCAUUUGAAAAUGAAAUGUUCUCAGUUUAAUAUUUUAUUCUCCUGUGAAAAUGGCUAACCCGGGAUUUCCUGCAUUUGAUCUGUGAGGUCACAUGAUCCUGAUCUUUGACCACCUUUGGCUAUGUCCUAAUUCAAACAAGGAAAACUGUUGAUCCCACUAUAACUUCCUCACUGUGUUUUUUCUCAUGUAUUUAAACAAACAAACAAACUGAUUAAAUAACUUGAUGUUGAACAUUACUGAUAUCAUAUAGAAAAUAUUUUUGUUUUAGCUCAGAAGGUAAAGUUCUAUAUGAGGAAUUGUAUAAAAUGACAACUGCUAUAUGACAUAAUAACAUUUUUACUCUCAGAUGGGAGUAUCAGCGAUGCUCUGAUAGCAAACUGUCUGAAGCUGCAAGUAAAAACAGCUUGACACUGUUCAG
Haplochromis burtoni (Burton's mouthbrooder) is the source of this 1833-nucleotide messenger RNA. RefSeq names its product major histocompatibility complex class I-related gene protein-like. The record is from RefSeq and is a predicted model, not a curated record. The annotation marks the transcript as partial. Gene Ontology annotation, cellular component: external side of plasma membrane. Gene Ontology annotation, biological process: immune response. The transcript is spliced from 6 exons. Lineage: Eukaryota; Metazoa; Chordata; Actinopteri; Cichliformes; Cichlidae.